AUGGUGCAAAUUGCUCUCCGACGCUGGUGGGCUCUUGCUCUCCUUUUGCUGAUCAACGCCGUACCGUAUAUCCAAGGACAGCAGUCGCCUUCGUGGGCCCAAUAUAUCAUAUCACCUCAGAGCCUCACUGUUUUACCUUUAGCGAUCCUAGAAGGCCGCACUGUUGGCGAUGUUACCAACCCAAGUGCCUUGCUCACCAGUGGCGGUGAUGUGACAACGCUGAAGAGAGCUGCCCCAGUAGCUCCCCCUUCGUGGCCGAAGGGCACGACAGCAGACGCUUCAAGCUUUCGCCCGGAAAACACAAAUAACGGCCAGCCGCGGACGUAUACUCCUAGCAAUGCUAUUGAUGGAAACGGGGCGACCUUCUGGAACGACGACACAGUCAGUGCUUAUUCUGAUAUCUUAACACUGACAAUACCAACUGCGACUACUCUAUCCGGCAUAACAAUUCUGUCAAGCUUGGACGGCGUUCCGGUGAAAUUUACAGUAGAGGCUCUUCAGGGUGGCUCAUGGGGGGCAGUUGCCACUGUCAGCGACAACGCCGUAGUCUUGAUCCAGGUCCCAUUCGCUGAGCCCGUUAAUGCGGAAGGGAUCCGUAUUACCGUAACUCAGGCUCAGGCGACUGGCCAGGGAGAAUACACGAGGAUUGCAGAAGUCUGGCCUGGUAUAGUUCCUGGGCAAGUGGCCCCUGCGGUUGUUCUUGACUUUGGGAAAGUGGUUGUUGGAAAGCUCUCUAUCAACUUUGCUGGCGCGUCAACCAAUAACCCCGGCAUACGAUUGGCAUUUUCGGAGACAACACAGUACUUGACGGACCUGAGCGAUUUUUCGCGGUCGAACAAUGGGGAUACCAUUACACCUGGAUCGGACCAGAUUGCUGUCAAGUCUGAUCCAUAUACCUGGACCGACAAUCACGGGUGUGAGGAUGGCACGAAGGUAUGCGCUGAUGGCUUGCACGGCUUCAGAUAUGUCAAAAUCUACCUUGACGCGCUUGCAGCCGAUGCUCCAAAUACCCAAGCUUCUGGAUCCGUGUCUAUCGAUUCAAUCUCGCUUGCAUUCUCAGCGUAUCUAGGGACGGAAGACACUUACUCGGGCAAUUUUGAGUGCUCGGAUGCUGCGCUGAACGAGUUUUGGUACGCCGCGGUUUAUACUAACGACCUGUGCACUGAUACAUUCCGACUUGAAGACACAGAGCCGAGGAAUGCUGGGAGUCCCACCCUUGUUGGCAAGGAAGUGCUUUUCGACGGGGCCAAGCGUGACCGUGACCCCUAUGUUGGAGAUUUAGCUGUCGCCGCCAGAACGUUGUAUCUCACACAUAACUUUAGCAUUGCAGCUGAGAACGUCUUGGCAGAUUUGGCGGAUCACCAAAGGAGCGACGGCUGGAUCCCUCCAGCAUCCAUCAACAACUACCAGCUUCAACUGUUGGAUUACCCCCUCCACUGGGUGACCUGUACCUACGAUCUGAUUGUAUACACAUCGAGCGAUGCUUACGCAGCAAAAUACUAUCCAACAAUUACAAAGGUGCUAGACAACUUCUACCCUUCCAUGACAGACAGCGCUACAGGCCUCAUCAACAAACCAGAUGACUCGCCAUAUGGAGACUAUGCCUUUCUCAAUCGCCAUGGCUUGAUCACGUACUACAACGCACUCUACGUCCAAGCACUCAGAAAUGCCGCCAGCAUCGCAACCUUUUAUAACCACCCCGAUGACGCCAAGCGCUGGGCGGAGCGUGCCCAAACCGUCUCCGACGCGAUCAACGUCCACCUCUGGGACGCCAGCGUAGGCGCCUAUUUCGACUCCUCCAAAACAACCAAUCACGGCCAAGAUGGUAACGGCCUCGCAGUCCUGAAUGGAAUCGCCGACAGCACUCGAUCAGCCUCGGCCCUCAAGUACUGGGCCUCCCUCGCCCUCCCCUACGGCAACCCCUUCUUCGACUCGGAUGUCAUCGGCGGCGGUUUUUCCAAGCGCGUGUACGCAUUCAUCUCAUACUUCGAGCUACAAGCGCGUUUUGCCUCCGGAGCAGGCGACUCGGCCAUCGAAGAGAUUAAGCGCCUGUACGGGUGGAUGGCGACGCACGACCCAAAGAGCACGUUCUGGGAGGGCAUCGGCACCGAUGGCUCGAUGUACGAGGCGGGGUUCACGAGCGCGACACACGGCUGGAGCACAGGCAUCGUGCCUCUGAUGUCUAACUACGUGUUGGGGAUUAUGCCGACGGCGCCUGCGUUCGCGGAGUGGACUGUCAAGCCGAUGCUUGUUGGUGGGAUUACGUGGGCGAAGGGACAGGUGGACACGCCGCAUGGGCCGUUGAUGGUGGAUUGGACGGCGGAGAAUGCGAGUACGCAGUUCCAGAUUACGGUUACGGUGCCGAAGGGCACGAAGGGGACUGUGUCGGUGCCGGUGACCAGUGAAAAGGUGAUGGUGGCUGUAAAUUCAAAGCUGGUGUAUGCGGUGGGAAGGAGGGCAUUUAACCCGAAGUAUAAGGAUGGCCACGUUACGGUGCAACUUGAAUAUGGGAAGCACGUUAUUACGGCGUCGAAGUAG
Molecule: messenger RNA, 2538 nt
Organism: Pseudogymnoascus destructans
Lineage: Eukaryota; Fungi; Ascomycota; Leotiomycetes; Thelebolales; Thelebolaceae
Exons: 2
Coding region: 1-2538 (845 amino acids)
Biological process (GO): carbohydrate metabolic process
Source: RefSeq, a predicted model, not a curated record